AAUGCCACAUUGGACGUCCGUACGACUACAAGUGCCACCCAACUCUCGCUAAAAGCUAUAGCUCUAUCUCUGCUGCUAGUUUUCUCUCGAUUUGACUCGAUACAACUUAAACAACACCUGCAAGAUUCUCGCCGCGUCUAGGCUACAACUUUGGUGGUUUUAUAUCGACACAGCGCAGCCAAGGGAAUACAUAUCGAUAUUUUCGGAACCAUCCAGCAGCUGCUGCUGCUGCGACGGCUGCAGCCUUGAUAUAUCUACAUCACGGUCACCCACGCCCAACAGCUAAAAAAGGAUCAAUAUAGACAUGUUUUGUUGUCAUUUAUCAGCCAAUAAAUUACACCACGUAUAGUAUACAUCUCGCCAGCAGCGGAAGGAAUACAGUCAUUACGUAAUGCUACUUUGAAAGGAAGAAAGAAAAGAAACGCCAGCAGCAAUUUCAAGAAUCUAACAUCGUCAACUGUUGAAUACAUCAAACACACCAGAGAGAAUAAUAAAAGGGAAGCCUACAGAAAAAAUGCCAACAAUGCGACACAGCACAGACCCCUGUGCUCAAUUCAGAAUGCUCGGUCAUCCGUGCUCAGCGAGUCAACACCCCCAGCCGCAACUGCUGCCGUCCGUGUACCAGGCGGCGCUCAAUCACGCCGGGCCCUACGGUCACGGACGGGCCAUUUCGCACACACCGUGGGAGGCCGUCACCUUCGUCGCUGUAAGUGCGAUCGUUUUGGUGGCGUACAUCGCCGUGUUGGGUUACCUGGCGACGCGGGCCCUGCGCCAGGUGCCGCGCGGGUCGGCGGUCGGCUCUUUGCCCGGCGGCCUCCUCGACACCCGGAUCGUCUACAACGCCAAGACCGACUCUUGCCAGCCGCCGGUGCCGGCCGAGAUGAUCGAUACGCCCGACGGCUCCUUUGACGUCUGAUCAAUCACGGCGACGGCGGCGGCGUCACGUUCGUACUCGCCUGCAACCUCUGCUGCUGCUGGAUGUGCUGGCCCAUUGUCUUUUGGGACUUUGGCUGGGCGUGUGCUGUGUGUCGUUCAACGCUUUUCCUGAUUACAUUUCUUCCCAACACCUUUUGAUUUUCUACAUAAAAGAAGAAACAAAAAAUGAGCCGUGAAUAAUAAAUAACAAAAAAAAAAAAAAACUAUUAUUAUAUAAAUGAUGAUGAUUCAAGAAAGAUUGUAUGACGCAAUUGUAUAAAUAUUUACGUGUCGUUUGAUGAAUUUUUUUUUCAAACAUUCCUUUACAAUAAUUUGUUCAAAUAUUUCCCGGUCAUGCCCCAUUCGUUUUUGUUUUUUUUUUCUUCUUUUUCCAACAGAUUCCAAGCGUGGUUCUUACGUAAUCCCCACAUUCCAGGUAAAUAUCCAGUCGAAAUUACUAAUUGAAAAAAAAUAUCAGGGGCGGGCGAAAAGACAAUUUCUGUUGAUAGGUAUCCAUAAACCUUUACGUACAAAAAUAAUUAUACACCCAUCAAAACUGGACAAAUUCAUUUUUUUUAUAUUAUAUCGCUUGAUUUAUCUAUUUUGCGCCCAUCAGUUUGAAAAUAAUUAAAAAAUUAAAUUAAAUAAAAAGUUGGUGCUUCUCCCGGA
Daphnia pulex (common water flea) is the source of this 1584-nucleotide messenger RNA. RefSeq lists its product as uncharacterized. Bases 515 to 916 code for a protein of 133 amino acids. The transcript has 4 exons. Lineage: Eukaryota; Metazoa; Arthropoda; Branchiopoda; Diplostraca; Daphniidae. The record is from RefSeq and is a predicted model, not a curated record.